AUGAGUAGAAUAAUCACAACAAACAUUAAAAUACAUCCAUUUUAUGACUAUUCAAAUCCUGUUUUGGGGUCAUAUUCAAGUGCAUAUGUUAGUGCUGGACCCAAAUUUAAAGCCUAUAAAUUUGGGCAGGAUAAUGACGAAUAUGAGUAUUUAAAACAAUCAAAGUUUAGACCUUCCAAAUCUUCCAAAUCGUUAAUUGAGAGAUUUAUAGAGGAGGAUGAAAAGUUAAAAUCAGAGGAUUUGUUGAGAAAAAAUGUCGUUCAAGAAAUAAAGACUUCACGUCAUCUGAAUUCGGGCUUAGAUUCAGAAAACAGACGGGAAGGAUUAGCAAUAGCAUUAGAAUCGAAUAAUAAAGGAAAAGAAAAGCAACAUGACCAAGAAAGUGAGAAAAAAGAUUAUAAAGUAGUUGCAAAUAAAAUGGAAAAUCAAACGCCUGAAGCGCAAACAAUAGUUGAAGAACCAGUAGUAUCUGAAGAAAAAGUAAUCGAAAAUUCUUCGGAAGAUAAAAGUGGUGAUAGUGAAUAUUAUUCGCUUAAUUCAGAAUAUUAUUCGGCAAAUUCACAAAGUGAGGAAGAAAGUCCUGAAGAAAUUGAACGCAGUUUGACUGCUGAUCAAGUAAAAAAUGAAAAUAAAGGGAAAUUAAAGAGAUUUUAUAGUGAGCAAAGCCCUCCAAGGAAAAAGAUGAUUGAAGAAAGAUUUGAGUUUACCCAAAAACAAGAUAGUGUUGGAACGAGUGGCGUUAAUAAAAUUGAGAAAGGUAUUUAUAAAGAUAAUAAAGUUUGCGUAGGUUAUGUUAUGGUAGUGUGA
Meloidogyne enterolobii is the source of this 807-nucleotide messenger RNA. NCBI's taxonomy places the organism in Eukaryota, Metazoa, Nematoda, Chromadorea, Rhabditida, Meloidogynidae. The record is from the annotation of a GenBank genome assembly.